AAGGUAUUGCAUAAAAUAAGGGGUUGAAUUUUCGAUACGAUAUUAUGAUUCGGUGUAUCGAUACCAACUAAUGUAUCGAUACAAAAUAUCGAGUAUCGAAAUAUAAAGUAUCGAUACCUCAAAGUAUCGAUACGUAUCGAACAUCCCUAGCUGUGACCAUGACAGACUUUAAAAAAUAAACAUAGAUAAGGGGGUGAAAAUAAACAGCAGUUUAUUUUUUAAGGUUUUAUUUGCUUUUUUUAUGUUUAAAUUACUUUUGAUAAACAAAACCAAAGUUUAAACAAAUGGAAGUAAAACAAGAAGUUAGUGAUGAGAUAUUAUAUCAAGCAGAAAUAUAUUGUAAUGCUGUUGAUGAUGGUCCUUUGGAUAUUAAUAAAAUUGAAAUUAAAGAGGAAUCCAAAUCAGAAAGUGCAUACGAUGCAUUUGAUUUGCACUUGAAAGAAUUCGCCAUAAAGACUGAAAUAGAACAAGAGGAACUUACGUCAUUUAAAGAAAAAGAGUUAAAUGGCUUUCCCCCAGAGGAGAACACAUUGGAAAGUAUGAAAACAAUACCCAUAGAACAACAUAUGAGUCAACCCGUCGAGGAAAAUACAUUAAAAUGUGAUAUUUGUUUUAAGCAGUUCACCAGAAAAUCUAGUUUGAAAACACAUUUGAGAGUGCACACUGGAGAAAAACCUUACCAGUGUGACAUUUGUUUUAAGCAGUUUACUGCAACAGAUUAUUUGAAAUCACAUUUAAAAGUACACACUCGGAAAAAACCUUAUAAGUGUGAAAUUUGUUUUAAGCAGUUCAUUCAUGCACAGAAUUUGACAAGACAUUCGAGAGUGCACACUGGAGAAAAACCUCAUCAGUGUGAAAUUUGUCUUAAGCAAUUUGUUGAAAGGACAAAAUUGAAAAAUCAUUUGAGACUGCACACUGGGGAAACGCCUUACAAGUGUGAAAUUUGUUUUAAGCCGUUUACUGCAGCAACUGCCUUGAAAAGUCAUAUGAUAGUGCACACUGGAGAAAAACCUUACCAGUGUGAAAUUUGUUUAAAGCAAUUUGUUGACAGGUCAAAAUUGAAAUGUCAUUUGAGACUGCACACUGGAGAAACGCCCUACAAGUGUAAAAUUUGCUUUAAGCCGUUUACAACAUCAACUACCUUGAAAAGUCAUAUGAUAUUGCACACUACACCUGGAGGCUACAAGUGUGAAACUUGUUUUAAACACUAUUCAACAGAAUAUAAUUUAAAAGUACAUUUGAGAGUACAUACUGGAGAAACGCCUAACAAGUGUGACAUUUGUUUUAAGCUGUUUGCUACAGCAGCAACUUUGAAAAGACAUAUGAGAGGGCACACUGGAGAAAUGCCUUACAAGUGUGAAAUUUGUUUCAUGCGAUUUCGUGAAACGAGAAGUUUAAAAAAACAUUUGAGAGUGCACAAUGGAUAAUAAUUUAAACUUAAAUUUGUAUUCAUGUGUUUUUAAAUUACGUAAUUUGAAACAUUUGUUGUUAAGCAGAUUUCUCAAAAAGAUCAAACAAACUGCAAAGAAAUUUGUUUUGAACGGUUUUUCCUUAGUUGCCUUAAUAUUGUUAAAUGUGUUCUGUCGUUUUUUAAAGCAGUUGAUUGGGAAAAACAUUUGGUAAUCUACAAUGGAAUAAAAUGUUAAGUGUCCAGAGUUGUUCAGCCGACGCUGAAUAGUGAAGACGUGCAGAGAGCGCCAGUUCUAUACUGAAAUCAGCGCGUCGGGGUACUAAGACCACGCGGAGUGAAGAACAGCUGAAAAAUUGGAAAAUAGUCUUCUUAAAUGGUCUUUUUAGACCAACUGUGAGUAAGACACAGUAAAUAGGACGAUAUUUCCCAAUUUUAAAGCAAAUCCAGAGGCAAAAUCUAUAUUCAUUGGAUGUAAUUAGCCGUGGAAAUUUAAUUUCAUUGAAUUUUCAAGGAGGUUACACUCCAGAAUAUAGAAAGCGAAGAAGCAAGCGGGCUUCGUGCCCGUCGGGAAAUUUAUGUGCCCCCGUAGUGAUGACACUGUCAGGUGUGUAAAUUUGAAAUACACAUCGGGCAGAAAACGGACACCUGGGUCAGAAAUCUGAGAACUGCAAGAGGAACCCUCCCUAUCGCAAGCUAGGGUGUGAGUCAGCCGCGUAGGUCCCUGGGACGGCACUCAGAAAUUGGCUGGACAAAGCCAAAAGCAAAAAACAGAUUCAUUUAAAUAAGCAGUUUCUAAAAUGUCGUCGGACAAAAAUAUGUCGACCGAGCUUUCAGAGCUCUAUGACUAUGUGAAUUUAACCCAUUCCCAAGAAACAAACCCAGAGACAGAGUCAGUGGCCGUUACAGCCACUACUCCAGUCCCUAUCCUUCCCCCUAGUCCACUCCAGUCGUCGUCAGAAGGUGACAUCGAAAUGGACGAGGCAAACCCUGAGGUAAUCUUCUCUGAAGAUGAAGUAACUAUAAACGAUUCGGAUGGCCCUCAGCCAGAUGAAUCAAUCACAAAAAUGUGCAUUAGUAACCCUGGUUCCCUUCAGAACAAUCUUGAAGUUUGGUACACCAGCAGGUUAUCAUACCCCCUCAGGGAACAACAAACUCAUCUGAGUUAACAAAACUCCCACAACUUGAUGCUGACUACGACAGUCGCCGAGUAGAAGGCAAGAAUCCCACAAAAAGACCGUGUAAAAUCCCAGACACGGAGAGAAAAGAAGACGAUAUGACAAGAACCGUUCAGCGUCUAUUGGAAAAACUCGAAGAGAUAGAAUUCGAGAAAAAACGCGAACAAAAAGAGAGAAAGCACAAACAACAAGAAUUCCAGAAGCUAAUUGCCGAAUUAAGAGACAUAAUAAGCGUCAAAGAUGAAGAAAGUAGACGAAUGAUGGAUCAAAUGAUGCAACUAACAAAAACUAUUCACGAUAUGACCAAAAAUCAAAACACACAACCCGUCACAAUAACGGAAGUAAAUGAAAAUCAAAUGUGUUGGGAACAGACAGAACGGGACACAACAAGAAGAAGAAAAAAUAGAGGCAAAUCCCUACAAAAAUAAAGCCUACCAAAAAGACAAAACAGGCAACAGAGACGAAGAAAGAGGACAACAUAAGCGUAGCUGAAAAGCAAAGGCGCAUUGUUGAAAAGAGAAAAGAAGAAGAAAUGAACGAAAACAUGAGAGCAAGAAAUGAAAGAAAAAAUAAAGAUACACAAGUAAUAGAAAAUGACGAGAAAGAACCAAAAAAGGAAAAAAAACACCCAGUCGGGCGAAGACGCAGACGACGAAGGGUUCACAGAAGUAAAAAAAGCAAGUUAAAGAAAGAACAGAGGAAAAAACGAAAAAGAAAAUCCGGCCAAACAAGCAAAAUCUACAACGGAAAAUGAGGCAAAAACCAACAAGGGCAAAAACAGCGAUAAAUCACCUGAAAAAACAAAACCAGAAGAAAAGGCUGCCACAGCUUCGACCAGCAAGACUGUGGAGACAACAUAAAACAAAAAUCGAAAACUGCCACCAAUAAUAUUAAAAACUGUAGAGGCAGGUCAAGAAAUUUUACAAGAAGGUGCCAAUCAAGGCAUAAUAACAGAGAAUAAGUUCGCAAAAUCGGGCAGGAGCAUAGUAAUCCAAACUAAAAACAGAGAGGAUUACCACGGCAUGCUCAAGAUACUCGAAAACAUAGCAAACGGACCGAAUAUCGCGUAUCCCCUUGACGAGGAUAUAGACAGAACAAAAAGAGUGGUGAUACGAGGGCUAACAAAAUGGACAGACAUAGACAACUUAGGUGAUGAAAUAGACAGUCUAAAUAUAAAAAUUGCGGACCUUUUCCGAAUGAUAUCGAAAAAAGACGGUAGAGAACUGCCCCUCUACAUGUUGACAUACUAUGAAAGUGACACUGAAAAAGUAAAAAGAAUAACGAACUUAUGCCACAUGAAAGUAGAGAUUGAAGAAGAAAUAAAAAAUAAGAACGAAGUUUUGCAGUGCUACAACUGCCAAAACUUUUUCCAUGGCUCCAGAGCAUGUAAAUGUUUCUCCAGAUGUGUGAAAUGCGGAGAAAACUAUGCCACCAGGAAUUGUGUCAAAGAAAACAACACACCAGCCAAAUGUGCAAACUGUGAUGAGGCUCACACAGCCAGCUACAGAGGCUGCAAAAAAGCGCCAAAGAAAAGGGUGAAAACAACAACUAGCACCCAGAAAUAUAAGUGCACACAACGUGCAAACCACAGCAAACAUCAGCUAUGCCGCGGCCACACAAGGCAAAAAGGACGCUACUGCAGAUAACAAAGUACUAGCAGUAGUACAAGAACAAAUGAAAAUGUUCGCCGGUAUGUGUGAACAAAUGACACAAAUGUUUAAUGCUCUGGGGCUAGCGAAAACUGCAUAAUGUCAGAACAGUUGGAGGAUCUACGAGUUGAGUCAUGGAACUCUGGCGGUUUACGUCGGAAGCUGAAUAUACUAGAUGAGUUUACCAACAGACUCAAUAUAUAUGUCAUGGCACUGCAGAAAACAAAACUCACCGAAAAAGUGAAAACCAAAUUCCUGGGCUAUGACAUCUAUAGAAAAGAUCAUAGAUCUCUCUCGGGCGGCACGGCUAUCAUGUAAAAAAAGGAAUAAAACAUCUACAUAUUCCGACACCUGAUGGUCUGGUCACCUUAGAAGAGUUCGGAUCUAUGCGGCUAACGAAACGCUGAAAAUAGCCUCGGUGUACGUCAGACCGCAUGACCCGAUCCUAACGGAAGAUCUAAACCUAAUAUUAGAUUCAGACGAGCCAACAGUCAUCAUAGGUGACCUAAACGCGAGAUCACCCAACUGAUUUGACAGGAAAACCAAUGUUGUUCUGAAGCUAUUUUCUUGUGGCAUUUUUAUAUAUUAAUAGUAUUUUGUAUUUUGACAACGGCACCCGAUUUGGGCGUCGAAACGUUAAUAAAAAUCAUUUUUUAAUAA
This is a messenger RNA of Diabrotica virgifera virgifera (western corn rootworm), 4895 nucleotides long. RefSeq names its product zinc finger protein 239-like. The record is from RefSeq and is a predicted model, not a curated record. The transcript is spliced from 2 exons. Lineage: Eukaryota; Metazoa; Arthropoda; Insecta; Coleoptera; Chrysomelidae. Gene Ontology annotation, molecular function: RNA polymerase II cis-regulatory region sequence-specific DNA binding; DNA-binding transcription factor activity, RNA polymerase II-specific. Gene Ontology annotation, biological process: regulation of transcription by RNA polymerase II. The coding region runs from base 285 to 1427 and encodes 380 amino acids.